Rotaria sp. Silwood2 is the source of this 1638-nucleotide messenger RNA. NCBI's taxonomy places the organism in Eukaryota, Metazoa, Rotifera, Eurotatoria, Philodinida, Philodinidae. The record is from the annotation of a GenBank genome assembly.
AUGUCUUUCAGUUUUGCUACAACAGCCGUUGAUCCACACGGCACACAUUAUUCAUCGCCAACAAGUAUGCAUCCUCAACAGUAUAUGUCACCAUUAACUGGUUCUUCAUCAUCCUCAACUGGUGGAUCACCAACAACAACCGUACAAAUUCCAACGGCUACUGUUACUUCUCCCGUAGCUACUAAUAUGCCAUUAUUAGCAUCAAUUGCAAAUGUUAAAGAUUCACGUUGGCUUACAUUAGAAGUUUGUCGUGAAUUUCAACGUGGAAAAUGUACUCGAUCCGAACAAGAAUGUAAAUUUGCUCAUCCAUCAACACAUGUCGAAGUUAAUAGUGGCAAAGUUAUAGCUUGUUUUGAUUCACUUAAGGGUAAAUGCAAUCGUACAAAUCCACCGUGUAAAUAUCUUCAUCCGCCUCAACAUUUACGUGACAUUCUACUUCAAAACGGACGCAAUAAUCUUAUUCUUCGUAGUAUUGCUAUGAACAUUGCUGCUAAUCAAGCUAUGUAUCCACAAACGGCAACUCAUUUGCCAUAUCACAAUGGUGCUAUUAUACAAAAUCAAUUACAACAAUCGGCGUCAAUGGCGUCCUAUCCACAGAUAAGCUCAGCUGGUCCAGCUCAAUCGGCUUUAGUAUUUAAUCAAGCUGGUCAAGCUUUUAGCAUUCCUUUACAUGCAACACAUUUACAACAAAUAACACAAGGCGCAAAUCCUACAACUAUGUACAGUCCAGAUGGUACGCAAUAUUUUCAACCGGUGACACAAUUAACCGCUCAACCAACUGGACCAAAAAUAACACGUACAGAUCGUCUUGAAGUAUGCUCUGAUUUUCAGCAUGGGCAAUGUUUUUAUACAGCAGAUACAUGUCCAUAUGCACAUCCGCAAGCACAUUGUCCUCUUGAUGUAGAUGGUCUUGUUACUGUCUGUGUUGAUUAUGUUAAAGGCAAAUGUGCUCGUGAAACAUGCAAAUAUUUUCAUCCACCUGAUCAUCUAGUUGCACAAUUAAAAGCUGUUAAAGCACAAUCAGUUGCUGCUGCUGCUGCUGCACAUGUUUAUUCCACAGCAGCUGCACUACAAUAUUCACCAUCAACUAUUCAAUUGGUUCAUCCAUUUACAUUGAAUAGUAGUCAAUCGAUAUUAACUGCACCACCUACUACUUAUGUCUAUCCUCAACAAACAUCUAUUGCAUCUGCUUCCUCUUCACCAUUGCAACAACAACAGAAUGCUCCGGAAGAUGAUGGUACUUAUACAAAUGGUUUUGUUUCGCCUUAUCAACCAUAUCAAGGACACAUUCAAGCAAUUUAUGCUCGGGCACCAUCUGUUGAUUUGAAAGAUCCAACAUUGAUUGCUUCAACAAAUGAUACAACAUCAUCAUCAACAACAACUGAUGUUAAGCCACCUGGAACACAAAUAAUUACUGCAUCACAAUAUCUUCAAUCACAACAGACAGGCAUGCAUACACAACAUCAAAAACGUUCAGCUGUUGCUGAUCCAAAAACGGGCAUACCAAUGGCUGCUUAUCCAGUAACAGCAUUUUCUUAUCCAUCUCCAUCACCAUUACAAAUACCAUUUCAACAACCUUAUUUAACUGCUGUUCCUAUGGCUUUUACUGGAUAUACUUCCCAUAUGCCGAGACUUUAA